GUAUAGAAAUAGUUACACGUUUUAGUUUUCAGUAGCUAACGAUCUUUGGCCAAAGUGCGAUGUAAAUUAAAAACUUCAAAAUGCUACGUUAUUUUAUAUUAUUUUUGACACUUCAGAUAAUAAUUGUUCUUUCGGAUGCAAGUUCAAGCUUUACAAUAGUGACAGAUACGACAGCUUCCAUGCGGGAAGAAAUUGAAAUACUAAAAAACAAUAUCCAAACAGUUGUGGAUGCAGCACGGAACAGACAUUUUGCAAAUUAUAUUCUUUUGCCUUUUGGAGAUAACGACGUAGGACCACCGUUAGUAACAACAAACCCCGAAUAUUUACUGGAUUUGAUCCAGCUAGUAGAAGUUGGCGGAGGACGCGAUUGCCCAGAGGACUCGCUCGCUGCCAUAGAAAAGGCCCUUCAAAUAAGCAAACCAAAGUCCUACAUAUACGUAUUCACAGAUGCACAAGCUAAAAGCCAAAGCAGACUCGAAGCUAUACAGAACUUGUGUCAGAGUAAAGGAAGUCAGGUAGUGAUAUUUCAAAGUGGUAAAUGUGUACCACAGGGGAUAGCAUAUGGCGAAAACGAAAAUGUUUACUACGAAGUCGCUAACAAAUGCGGUGGAUCCGUUUUUCACUUCCAUUUGGGUAAUUUACAUCAUGCAUUUAAAUAUAUGAAAGAAAUUACUAGUAUAGAAUGGAGUGACGUGGACUCACACAUAGAAUUUUCAGGAAGAAAGCGGUUUACAUUCAUAAUGGAUGUUUAUACGAAGGACUUUAUUGUUGCGGUAUCGGGUAACUAUCCAAAAAUCACGAUUACAAAUAGUUUUGGAGAUAGCCCUCAGAUUGAAAAAAUUGUAGACACACAUGCUUUCCUUGUAAUUCGAGUAAAGAAUCCUGGGAUUGGUGAACUAACCACUGACGUCACAUGCCAAGGCACCGUGAUCACAACGUUUUAUCGAAGAAAAGAGAUAACAUUCCAAGUUGGUUUCUCUCCGUUUAAAGCCAAAAGUCUUCUAGAAACCUCAUCUAGGCCUUUACCAGAUGUGGCUACUUACAUGCUUAUCUCAUUACCAGAGGAGACAGCAGAAUUGUUGAAUGUUCAGUUACAAAUGAUUGAUAAUUUGGAAACUAAAAUGUUGCAAUACCAUUCACUGGAUGAAAGAAGAAAUUUUUACAUCGCAGAAGUGUUCGUUACAAGCUAUACGGCCUUUAGAGUUUUUAUCAGAUGCCGAGAUGAAGUUACUGGUCAAGAAAUAUCAGGCUACAGCAAAGUUUUAGAGCCUCAAAGAAUUGUGAAUGGAAAAAGUGGAUUCCAAAAUUCAGCCCCUCUGAUAGAACUUCUCGAGCUGGAAUCAGUUUUAGUGGACUACCAGACGAAUUAUACGGGAGCAUGUAAAGCUAAUUCUUUUGAAAAACCAGUUAUUUGGUGGGAAAACGAUGCUGGGGAGACCUUGUCAUCAGAGAGUGCACUCCUUCAAUACCCCUCAACAUAUAUUAGUUACGUAAAGAUCGAGAAUGUAAAUAAAAAUGACACGAUAACGUGUAAAUGUAAGAAUGAUAAAGGUGAAGAUGCAGUUGCGUUUAAUCUCUACGUCAACAGAACAUUUACCUUUGAAAUCCUACAGCAGCCCACAGAUACCACAAUUGAGUUUGGUAAGGAAGGAAAACUUUUCUGUGAAGCGAACACAUAUCCCGAAGCUGACAUCAAGUGGUACCACAACGAUACCCUCCUCGAGGAAUCAGAGAAUGUUGAGUUUGUAAACGAUGAACACAUGCUGUUAAUAAAAAAUAUGGGUAUAGAUGAUACAGGGGAGUAUAAAUGCGAAGUUGCUAAUAGUGUGAGAAUUGAAUCUUAUGUGGCCAACGUUUAUAUAACUGGACUAGAACCACCUCAAAUCAAGUUGAAUAAGACGGAGAUUCUGUUGAAACCUGGAGAUUUUACUGAAGAAAAUUGCGUGGUCUUAGCAGGAAUACCAGUUCCGGAAGUCACAUGGAAGUAUAAAUCCGAAGAUGGUAAUUUAGAUUUUGAUCCAGUCCCAGACGGUGUCAUAGUUGAAGGCAAAUCUUUGAAGAUACCAGCAGCUGAGACAACGCAUGGAGGUUUUUACGUAUGCGAAGCAGUAAACCUUCUUGGCACUGAUUCCCAAGAUGUAAAAGUGAAAGUGCAAUAUGCACCUAAAAUCAAGAACGGCGAUGAGAUAAUAACUGUCAAAGAAGGUGAAAUGGUAGAGCUACCAUGUGACGUGGAUGCUGUACCCAAAGCUAAUGUUCGUUGGGAUAUGUACCAGGAUGACGUUAUCAUAGCUUUUGAUGGCCACCAUCAUUCUGAUGAUCGACACACGCAUCGAUUCAUUGCUCACCACAACGAUUCCGGAAUGUACCAUUGCGUUGCUGAAAAUGAGAUGGGCACCGCUACAAGAACUGUAACAUUAAACGUUUUGGUACCGCCGUACAUAGAACACCUUCCGUGGGAGACAUUGACAGUAAGAGCUGGGUCCACAUUGGUCCUGUUCUGCGAUGUAACCUUCGGCAACCCAGUCCCCUCAACGAAAUGGGAGUAUAUUUCUCCAAAGUUUGAGACAACAGUUCUGCAAAGGGGCCAUUCAAUGGGAAAGCUAGACCUAAUUAUAGGAAAUGUAACUCGAAGACAGGAAGGCACUUAUCAGUGUGUAGCGGAGAACAAAAUUGGGCCCGAUACGAUUAAAGUUUAUGUGAAAGUAUUGUAAAAUUUAAUAAAAUGAAGAUAGCAGUAUAAUAUUAAGACUAGUAAAAUAAAAUUAAUAUACUUAGAAAUAAAUAAUUUUCCUACUAAG
This is a messenger RNA of Maniola jurtina (meadow brown), 2801 nucleotides long. RefSeq names its product hemicentin-1-like. The record is from RefSeq and is a predicted model, not a curated record. Lineage: Eukaryota; Metazoa; Arthropoda; Insecta; Lepidoptera; Nymphalidae. Gene Ontology annotation, biological process: homophilic cell-cell adhesion. Gene Ontology annotation, cellular component: plasma membrane. The transcript is spliced from 17 exons. Bases 81 to 2714 code for a protein of 877 amino acids.